Molecule: messenger RNA, 1210 nt
Organism: Nerophis ophidion (straightnose pipefish)
Lineage: Eukaryota; Metazoa; Chordata; Actinopteri; Syngnathiformes; Syngnathidae
Gene: unc50
Product: unc-50 homolog (C. elegans)
Exons: 6
Coding region: 120-893 (257 amino acids)
Cellular component (GO): Golgi membrane
Source: RefSeq, a predicted model, not a curated record
UACAUUUCCCACAAUGCAUCGGUGGUUCCCGGAAGCGUCGACGUGUUUUCGAGACUCUCCAGGAAGCGUCAUAAACAGCUACACAAACCACCCAAGAAAAGUGGGUUUCCCUCAGAGCGAUGUUGCCAACCACCAGCCAGCACAGCAAUGGUGCCCCUGGUUCCAGAGAUGCCGCUCGUCACACUGCGGGCGCCAAACGCUACAAGUACCUGCGCCGACUGCUCCAUUUCAGGCAGAUGGACUUUGAAUUUGCCCUGUGGCAGAUGCUUUAUUUGUUCACGUCGCCACAGAGAGUCUACCGCAACUUCCACUACAGGAAACAGACUAAGGACCAGUGGGCCAGGGACGACCCUGCUUUCCUCGUCGUGCUCAGCGUGUGGCUAUGUGUGUCAACAAUAGGCUUUGGCCUGGUGCUGGACAUGGGCAUUCUUGAGACAUUGAAGCUGCUGUUGUGGGUUGUCUUCGUGGAUUGCAUAGGAGUCGGACUCCUUAUAUCAACUCUCAUGUGGGUGAUAACAAACAAAUACUUGCUGAAGAACCCGGGUCGAGAUUUUGACGUGGAGUGGGGUUACGCCUUUGAUGUUCACCUCAACGCUUUCUACCCGCUCCUCGUCAUUCUGCACUUCCUGCAGCUUUUCUUCAUCAACCAUUUGGUGGUGAUUAACCACGACUGGUUCCUGGGAUACUUUGUUGGGAACACACUGUGGCUUGUAGCCAUUGGUUAUUAUCUUUAUAUCACUUUCUUGGGGUACAAUGUUCUGCCAUUCCUGAAAAACACGGUGGUACUUCUCUACCCCUUCGCCUUGCUCGCAAUCCUCUACAUCCUCUCUGUCUCGCUGGGCUGGAACUUCACUCAGCGUCUCUGUUGGUUUUACAAGUACCGAGUCCAGUAGGACCGCUUGUCUCCAGUUUGCACACAGCAUCAAAGUGACAAUGGACGCCUUUGCGGGACAGUCGCUGGAACAAUUGCGACUCUUUCAACACUCCCGUUUCCUGUUUGGGUUGGACACGCCCAUUUGUACUAAAAACAAGGGCGCACGGGAGCUUCAGUUCUUUUUGUAUGAUUUGUAAAUAUAAUUUUGGCUAGUUGUAAUAUAUAUAUAAAGACAAAGAAGUGCUUGAGAAAAGUCAAAAAUCUACUUAUUGAAGUAGGAAAAAAAGCAGUGUACAUUCCACAGCGUUUUCAAUAAAGUUUUAUUGACUUUCAAAA